Molecule: messenger RNA, 774 nt
Organism: Colossoma macropomum (tambaqui)
Lineage: Eukaryota; Metazoa; Chordata; Actinopteri; Characiformes; Serrasalmidae
Product: C-type lectin domain family 4 member M-like
Exons: 4
Coding region: 1-507 (168 amino acids)
Biological process (GO): biological process involved in interspecies interaction between organisms
Cellular component (GO): external side of plasma membrane
Molecular function (GO): D-mannose binding; fucose binding
Source: RefSeq, a predicted model, not a curated record
AUGUUCAUCACCAUUCGUUGUUCAGGCCCCGCCUUCCUGUCGGCUCUCGCGGCCAUCAUCGCCGGGGCCCGGGGGGCGGACGCAUGCCACAAUUACUAUAUCUCAAUUAAUGCCUUGGAAGAAGCAAAACAAGAUGAAUGGAGCCGCUUCGGUUCCAGUCUUUACUACAUCUCCAGUAGGAAGAACUGGACUGAGAGCAGACAGGACUGCAGACAGAGAGGAGCAGACCUGGUGAUCAUAAACACCAAAGAAGAACAGGAGUUUAUCACUAAUAAUCUGGGCAGCAGCCGAGCUUGGAUUGGUCUGACCGACACUGACGAGGAGGGAGUCUGGAAAUGGGUGGACGGCUCAGAACUGACCACUAAGUUCUGGAUACCAGGGGAACCCAAUGGUCAUGGACAUGAAAACUGUGCCGUGAUUGGCCAUAGGCUUGGCACUUCAUGGAGCUGGGCGGAUUUUCCCUGUAAUGACCGUUUAGUUUGGAUCUGUGAGAAACCUUUAAAAUGAGGCAGUGCAGGAGAACAGACUAUUUUACCUGUGCACUUUGAAGAAUCAUUUAAAAAUGUUUAACUCAGUGUUUAAAUUAAACUCCACAUCUUUUGGUAUUUAUCUUUUUAAUUUGACCCGUAUCAUCAUCUUAUUGUCUUACAUGGUUUUAAAUUAAUACUCAUAAUUUGUUCUGUUUCUGUUAAGCUUUAGCACCUGUCUGUAAAACACUUUGAGCUGCCACCGCCAUGAAAAGUGCUAUAUAAAUAAAGAUUAUUAUUAUUUUCA